GGAGGAGGCCGGAGGAGGAGGAGGAGCGGCGGCGGAAGGCCGAGAGCGGAGUCCGGGCCGCGCCAGGCCGCGGCUGGGGGCCGGUCACGGUGGCGGAGCCGGAGGAGGCCGGGCCCCGCCCCGCCCCCAUCCCCCCACCGGCGGCGGCGGCGGCGGCGGCACAACCGCGGGGGGGCGGCGGUGGCCGGGGCGGCGCUUCCCCGUCUCCUUCCCCCUCCUUGGCGGCGGCCGCCCCUCCCUCCCCCUCGUCCCCAGCGGGGCCCAUGGAAGGCCUGCCCGUGGAGGUGCGGGGCUCCAACGGGGCCUUCUACAAGGGUUUUGUUAAAGAUGUCCACGAAGACUCGGUCACGAUAUCCUUCGAGAACAACUGGCAGCCCGAAAGGCAAAUCCCCUUCAGCGACGUGCGGCUGCCCCCACCCGCAGACUACAGCAAGGAGAUUUUGGAAGGGGAUGAGGUGGAGGUUUAUUCCCGAGCCAAUGAGCAUGAGCCAUGUGGCUGGUGGCUGGCCAGGGUUCGAAUGAUGAAAGGAGACUUCUACGUCAUAGAAUACGCCGCUUGCGAUGCCAUCUACAAUGAAAUCGUCACGUUGGAGCGGCUGCGGCCCGUCAACCCCAGCAAAGUGGCCACCAAGUGCAGCUUUUUCAAAGUCACCAUUGCGGUACCAGAGGAUCUCAAGGAGGCCUGCUCAAACGAAAACGUGCACAAAGAGUUCAAGAAAGCCGUGAGCGCGAACUGCAUCUUCCUCAGUUCCACCAGCAGUGAGCUCGUCAUCCUUUCCACAAACGAGUCCACUGUCAAGAGGGCAUCUCUGCUGGGCGACAUGCACUUGCGCAGCAUCCGGACUAAGCUGAUGCUCAUGUCCCGGAAUGAGGAGGCCAACAAACACUUGGAGACGAGUAAGCAGCUGGCGUCAGCAUUCCAGGAGGAGUUCACGGUGCGGGAGGACCUGAUGGGGCUGGCCAUCGGAACCCACGGGGCCAACAUCCAGCAGGCCCGGAAAGUGCUGGGCGUCACUGCCAUUGAGCUGGACGAGGAGACCUGCACCUUCCGCAUCUACGGGGAGACCCCGGAAGCCUGCAAGCAGGCCAGGAGCUUCCUCGAAUUCUCCGAAGACUCUGUUCAAGUCCCUCGGAACCUAGUCGGGAAAGUGAUAGGCAAGAACGGCAAAGUCAUCCAGGAGAUUGUGGACAAAUCCGGCGUGGUCCGAGUUCGGGUGGAAGGCGACAAUGACAAGAAGAAUCCCAGGGAGGAGUCCUUGCUGGCUGGUCCAAUUUGUUCCCUGGCUAAAGCUGUCCAAGACACAGACAUUGGACAAGAACCAAAUGGGAUGGUCCCUUUCAUCUUUGUGGGAACGCGGGAGAACAUCAGCAAUGCACAGGCGCUUCUGGAGUACCAUCUCUCCUACCUUCAGGAGGUGGAGCAGCUGCGCCUGGAGCGGUUGCAGAUCGAUGAGCAGCUGCGCCAGAUCGGCCUGGGCUUCCGCCCCCUCUCCAACCGGUCGGAUAAGGAGCGGGGUGGCUACACCACAGAUGAGAGCACCUCCUCCCUGCACGGCACGCGGACCUACGGGGGCAGCUACGGUGGGCGCGGCGGCCGUGGGCGCAGGGGACCCAACUCCGGUUAUGCUACCAACUCAGAUGUGUCCAACGCUUCGGAAACAGAGUCGGAAAAGAGAGAGGACUACGAGUGCCCGCAGCUCAGCGACCGUGACCCCCGCCCGGAGGACAGCCGCAGACGGCCAGGGGCGGGGCGGGGGCGGGGCCCUGCUCCGGCGCCUCGCGGAAGUAGCAGCAGUGGAGGCAGCAGCAAGUACAACAGCUCCUCCAUCAGUUCAGUAUUGAAAGACCCCGACAGCAACCCUUACAGCCUGCUGGACAACACCGAAACCGACCAGACUGCGGACACGGACGCCAGCGAGUCGCAGCCUAUCAGCAACCGCCGGCGCCGCUCCCGCCGGCGCCGCACUGACGAAGACGCCACCAUGAUGGACGGAGCCCUGGAGUCGGACAACAUGUCUGUCAACGAGAACGGCCUGGAGGAGGAGUCUAAACCGCAGAGACGGAACCGAAGCAGGCGCCGACGCAACCGCGGCAACCGUGUGGACGGCUCCAUCAGCCGUGACCGCCAGCAAGUCACCGUAGCCGAUUACAUUUCCCGGCCAGAGUCUCAGAGCCGUCAGCACCCACCGCGCAAAGACAGCCGAGAGAAGUCGUCGGAGGAGACCGCACCCAAGCAGAAGGUUGAGACCACCAGCAAGGUUGUCAACGGCCCUACAGAGAACGGGGAGCAUGCCGCCGCCAGCGAGGAGGUGGCUGCCCUGGUGAACGGCGUGUCCUAAGCUCGCAUGCGUGCGGGGCCCCUGCCCCAAGUCGCAGCCGGCCGAACCCUCCUCUGAAACGAAAAACGACCCCUACUUUCCACCUGCUUGCAACAUCUUAAAAGAGAAAACGAAAUAAACACCACACCAGUCUCUUGUUUAAGAACAAAACCAUUAUUAAAAAAA
This is a messenger RNA of Lacerta agilis (Sand lizard), 2504 nucleotides long. It is a transcript of the gene FXR2, whose product is annotated as FMR1 autosomal homolog 2. The coding region runs from base 264 to 2339 and encodes 691 amino acids. The transcript is spliced from 18 exons. Gene Ontology annotation, molecular function: translation regulator activity; protein homodimerization activity; mRNA 3'-UTR binding. NCBI's taxonomy places the organism in Eukaryota, Metazoa, Chordata, Lepidosauria, Squamata, Lacertidae. The record is from RefSeq and is a predicted model, not a curated record. Gene Ontology annotation, cellular component: dendritic filopodium; dendritic spine; axon. Gene Ontology annotation, biological process: regulation of alternative mRNA splicing, via spliceosome; regulation of dendritic spine development; positive regulation of translation.